Molecule: messenger RNA, 2355 nt
Organism: Amphibalanus amphitrite
Lineage: Eukaryota; Metazoa; Arthropoda; Thecostraca; Balanomorpha; Balanidae
Gene: wg
Product: protein wingless-like
Exons: 4
Coding region: 164-1339 (391 amino acids)
Biological process (GO): canonical Wnt signaling pathway; cell fate commitment; neuron differentiation
Cellular component (GO): extracellular region
Molecular function (GO): frizzled binding; cytokine activity
Source: RefSeq, a predicted model, not a curated record
AGUGCGCUGCUGCCGUUUUUGCACGGGUGCACGCGACACGAGCUCCGAGAUAGCAGCGGGCGCACGGAGCGGCAGCGGCCCCGACAGCGGCGCACAGUGGCGGACUAGCGCGCUCUAGACUGACGUGACCCGAGCGGAGGUGACCGAGCCGCCGCGUGGAGCGAUGACGCGCGCGCCGGCCGCCUGGGCCGGCCUCUGUCUGCUGGCCGUGGCCUGGUCGCUGACACACGCAGACGCCAGCCGCAGCUCUGGCAAAGGCAGCAAGUGGUGGGGAGUGAUCCACCUGGCUGAUGACACAUCGAAAGCGGAGGACCCGACGCUCUCCAACGACCUGCGCAGCAACCGAAUGCGGGGCGCCUACCCGGGCUACCCGCUAGACCCGAUCAGCUCUCUGCGGAAGAAGCAGCGCCGCCUGGCCAGAGAGAACCAGGGCGUGAUCGGCGCAGUGGCGCGCGGCACCCGAGCCGCCGUCACCGAGUGCCAGCAUCAGUUCCGCAACCGGCGCUGGAACUGCCCCACGCAGGAGAGGAUGAGAGGAAGGAGACUCUUCGGCAGGAUCGUCAACAUAGCGUGCCGGGAGACGGCGUUUCUGUACGCUAUGACGUCUGCCUCGGUGACCCAUCACGUGUCGCGGGCGUGUGCUGAGGGCAGCGUGCGUUCCUGCUCGUGCGGCUACAGCGGCCGGCAGCCGAGCGGCCCCGACUGGCAGUGGGGAGGCUGCUCGGACAACAUCCAGUUCGGCUACCGCUUCUCCAGGCGCUUCGUCGACGCCAGCGAGCGCGGCAGGGACAUGCGCUAUAUGAUGAACAUCCACAACAACGAGGCCGGCCGCAGGGCCGUCUCCGGACAGAUGCAGCGCCAGUGCAAGUGUCACGGCAUGAGCGGCAGCUGCACAGUGAAGACCUGCUGGAUGCGCCUGCCCACUCUGCGGGAAGUCGGCGACAACCUGAAGGCCGAGUUUGACGGCGCCACGCACGUGCGCGUGCCCAACACGAUCCAGAACAGCCGGCGCUCGCGCCGCCGGCGGCGCCGCUACAACUUCCAGCUGCAACCGCUGAAACCGCACCACAAGCCGCCAACGCGCAACGACCUCGUCUACUACGAGGACUCGCCCGACUUUUGCACCAAGAACCAGCGGCUGGGCUUCGGCGGCACGGUCGGCCGGCUCUGCAACGACACGUCGAGCGGCGUGGACGGCUGCGAGCUCAUGUGCUGCGGCCGCGGCUACCACACCCAGGUGAAGGAGGUGCUGGAACACUGCGAGUGCACGUUCAAGUGGUGUUGUGAUGUCAAAUGUAAGGUGUGCAGGACCCGGAAGGUGGAGCACCGGUGCUUGUAGGUGUGUGCGUCUGUGUGUCUGUGUGUUUGCGUGUCUGCGCAGUAGGCUGUUUUGUGUGUGAUGAGGGAGGGGUCGGGUGGGAAGAGAGCUCUGAGUCGGGCUGUCGGAGAUGCAUUUGCCAAAUAUUGUCGCCAGAAGCGUUGGGCUUGCUCCCGGGAUGCUCCGGAUGUCUCCUUGUUGUGUGAUCGUGGGUCGCCCCAGGUCACAGCCGGCGACCUCGGCUCACUGCUGGUUGUUUCAGUCCUGGGCAGGAGCCGACUGGCUGCGCCGUACGGUGACGAGAGACGGGAGAUUCUAGUCAAAGGGCAGCUUCUGGGAACAAGCUGCGAGAUGUGUUAUUGAGUGACCACUGGACACAUUUUGAGUGUUCCUCGGACUUGCCUGGGGGUGUUUUUCCUCAGCUACACAGCAGCAGCUUUCUGAAACAGCUAUGCGAGGCUGUAGCUGUUAUCAGAUCGCUCUCUCUGACUGCAUGAACGUCAGCACAUUCACGUUUUGAUCGUGCUACUUCGCUGUGUCUCAUCCCCAUGCACACAUUGUAAUGUCCUCAUAGCAUUGUGUCGUGUCUGCUCUCUUCGCUCAACCUCGGAGAUACUCUGCCAUAUUUUCUAUUUUGACUGACUACAAAUGUUAUAUAUGACCUGUCCCUUUUUACUGUUACACCUACGGCGGCAUGCAGAAUGUCGGAACGUAUUUUCCACUGCACCGAAUCUCCGCUGUUAUACUGUGAUAUAGGUAGGUAUUAUUUAAUAAAAUGUCUCAUGUAUAUGUGUACCCGGCUCUUCCUAGUGUGUGCCAAAGGGCAUCGUCACCCGGCACAGCCAAACUAGACAUCGGCCAAAUAGCUUUAGCUCUCACCAUGAGUGUGUUUGUGUAUUUAUUUGUGGCGACCCCGACUCAUAGUGAGUGUGUUGGAAGCAUCGGCUAUAGGCCAGCAGCCGGGCGAUGCUGCUGACAAAUGCAUGCUCCAACGUGUACAUAGAUAUAUCGACAUGAAUAUACAUUUUCCAUGUGAA